Molecule: messenger RNA, 758 nt
Organism: Rubroshorea leprosula
Lineage: Eukaryota; Viridiplantae; Streptophyta; Magnoliopsida; Malvales; Dipterocarpaceae
Source: the annotation of a GenBank genome assembly
AGUAGAGUGUUACCGCAACAUAAUCUGCUCGGCGGUUUCAAGUUGCACUCUCUUGUUCUAACUAGCAUUGUUACUCUCCGACGACUCCAUCACCAUGAAUUUGAUCCGAUCAAACCCAAUUUCUUCAUCAGAGGUUGGAGCAGCUGUUCUGCGAGCCGCUGUUAGUGAAGAAUUGGCAGAAGGACAUGGUGAUGUGGGCCCCAAAGAGCUCAUGCACAUGUCAAAAGAUGAGACGGUUGAAUAUGUCACUCGCAAUAUGUGGUACCCUGUUUACAGCCCCCUAGUUCACGAGAAGUAGAUUAACAAUUAAUGUUUUCAACCUUGGAGGCUACAUCUAUGGGCCGCAACCAGUGCUCCAGAAUGAAUUGCAAAUUCACUUUUUAUCAAUUUUCUUUGUAUGAUUUAAUGACAUCCUUACAUGCUAGUAUAUUCUAGAAAUACUGACAUGGUCAUCCUAUCAACAAUUUAUUGCGUGGAAGAAAAGAUGGAUCCACUGAAGACGAACCCGCUUGGAUUGAAUUUUUUUGAUAGCGCUCAUUUUUGAAGUUAAUUUUCAAUAAUGGAGGGUUGUGAAUUGUGAUGUUCAUUUUGUCCCUUGAGAUUAUUGGAUUCAUGAAUACGCAUUCCAUCAAUUACCGGGCUGAGGAUUUAUUUGUUGUAUUUUAUGGACCGCAACCACUACUACUCCGGAUGAAUUGCAAAUUCAUUUUUUUUUUAUCAAAUUCCUUUGUAUGAUUUAAUACACUUACAUACUAAUG